AUGGCCGAGAAGAAGGAAGACCUGCUAGUCUCGGAGAAGGAGAGCGACUUCACCGCGCCCGAGAAGAAGGACAAGUUCCGCGCCGCGGCGCUGGAGCAGAAGCGGCUCCUCACGCUGAUCGCAGACAGCGACCACGCCGCGCCCGAGCUGCACAAGCUGAAGCUGCACAUUGCGGAUCUGCGCUGCCAGGUGCAGGACGGGUCUGAGAAGACUGCGGUGCUUCGCGAGCGCAUGAAGACGGAGAAGGCAGAGUACGAGGAGAUCGAGAAGAGCCGGGUCAAGCGGCUCGCGUACGUGCUGGGAGGGCAGAAGAAGAAGCACGAAGCCAAGAUCGAGAAGGAGCAGAGAGAGUACUUGGAGGUCCUGGGGGCAUACGAGACGGCUAGCGCAGAGUUCGAUGAGCUGGAGCGGACGUUUGAGGCGGCGAAGAAGCAGCGGACGGAGCUGGAGUCGCUCGUCACGAGGCAUACUGAGUUGCUGAACCAGGUUGAGGAGCUUGCCAAUGAUGUGUUCGACGGCCCGAGUCCUGAGUUCCCCAAGGACGACGAGGCAGAGGAGGAAGUGAAGAAGGCACAAACGGCGUACGACGAGUUGCAAGCAACAUAUUUCUUUGAGAAAAAGACCGUAGAUGCCUUAACAAGAGCUCGAGGUCUCGCGAUCUCUGCCCUAGGGCACGUCCGAUACGCAAUCAAGGAGGCUAAGGUCGACAUCAUGGUUCCGGCCAGCCUGCAAAACAGCCACACCCAGCCGUAUCAAGUAGACUACGAGACGAGAGCAGAAUUGAGAAUCGACCAUGCUCUACGGCAAGCACAGCAGGAGGUGGCGGAGGCAACUGUCCUCGCAAACACGACCCUCGCGGACGUGGGCAUGACCGGAGUCGAGGCCGUGAAGAUCCCCGAGAGACACAUCGUAUGGAACAUGCUACUGGACUGUAUGUUCACCGAUAUCAUCUUCCGUGAGAAACUCAAGGAUGUGGGGGUCGAGGUCGAGGAGUUCCGCAACAGCCUCUCUGCCGCGCUGGAUAUGUUCUUGCCGAGACACGAGGCGCUCCAGGAGCAGACUAGGCAGCGUCAUGAGGAGCUCAUAGCCAAGAGACAGUGGCUUGUGGACAUGCGAAUGAAGAUGUUGGAGCAGGUUCUGGAGGAAGAGAAGUCUUAG
Molecule: messenger RNA, 1158 nt
Organism: Phaeoacremonium minimum UCRPA7
Lineage: Eukaryota; Fungi; Ascomycota; Sordariomycetes; Togniniales; Togniniaceae
Exons: 3
Coding region: 1-1158 (385 amino acids)
Source: RefSeq, a predicted model, not a curated record